AUGUUAAAACACUUCAUUCUCGUUACCUUGUUUCUAACUUUAAAUUUGGCUUGGUUAGCUCAAUCUACCCCUGCCCAAAAUUACCUUGAACACUGCUCUGGCGCUAUAACCAAAGAAUCUACCAAAAAUGUCGUUUCUUUUUCAAAACCCUCUCAUCAAAAUGUUGUAAUUAUCAAAGGAUCUGAAGAAAUUGAUUAUUCUCUUUCAGAACCCUCUAUUCAAUAUUCUCCUUCAAAAUCUUCUUUUCAAAAACUUGAAACUGACAAAGAAUCUACAGACGGAAUCGUUUUCUCUCUUUCAGGACCUAAAGUUCGUGAUUGCGAAUAUUGUGGUGGAUUUGAUAAAUUCGAAUGUGCUCAUGAAUGUUACAUCAGAGGCUAUAAAUAUUAUGCUUGUGGAGAAUGCUAUUGUCAUUGUUCAAACUAG
Funneliformis geosporum is the source of this 426-nucleotide messenger RNA. NCBI's taxonomy places the organism in Eukaryota, Fungi, Glomeromycota, Glomeromycetes, Glomerales, Glomeraceae. The record is from the annotation of a GenBank genome assembly.